UUUUCUUUCUCUUUUAACUCUACCCGGCCCCCGACUCUUCCUAUUAGGGUUCUUCGAUCGCUCCCUCAAAUCCUAUCCAAACCCUAAUCUCAAUUCGGAGGGGAAGAGGCCGAGAGCGAGGGCGCUAUCAAUCGAGAUCCGUCGUGGUUAGGGUUUCCAUUUUCGAGGUCGGUGUCCAUGGCGGGGCGAGAGGUUCGAGAGUACACCAAUCUCAGCGACCCCAAAGAUAAGAAAUGGGGGAAGGGGAAGGAUAAGAUCGACGAUGAGGACAUCACUUUCCAACGCAUGGUCGCAAAGGGAUCUUGGCAUCUCCUAUUGGGGUGGUUGAUGCUAACAGAUGCAGGAGGUUGCUGGUGAACGUGGAGGCUAUCUCCAUGGGCGAGGAGCUUUGGACAGUGAUGACCUGCUCUACCUGAAGGAACAAAUGGAGGCUGAGGAAGAUGCUGAGCGUCUUCUCCGCCGGACAGAGAAGCGGGCGUUUGCUGCUUUUAAGAAAGCAGCAAUUCUAGCAGAUUCUACACCUGCUUCACUACCCUUGCCUCUCCGUGUUGAACCAAAACCUAAAAGCGGAAUCAGGCAGCAAGAUCUCUUGAAGAAUAUUGUUGAAAUCAAACCGAAACGUCCGAGAGUUGAUAGCCCUUCUAACAGAGAACAAAGUGAUAGAUCAAAUGCUAGCAAUGGUGGGAACUCGGGGAAAACCCCAUUGCUGGGAAACAAAUCGAGUGAAUCGGUAGGUGUUCAAGUUUAUGUUAACUCCGAGCAAGAAAAGAGCAUUCCUUUGAAAUCAAGUAGAGAUGUUGUCGCUAACAAAGCGGAGGCUGCUGGUGGGAGCUUGCUGGGCUUAUCUUAUGAGAGUUCUGAUGAGGAUUGACUGGGGAUAUUGGCUCAAGCAAGUCUGUUGUAUAGUUUGAAAAUUUUCUUGCCAAUCUUGUCUGUUUUGUCUAGAGUUGUGCAUUUUGGUCCGAUGAGAUUGUAAGAUUGACAGCUAGAAGAGGGACAUUGUGUUUUUCGCUCACUUAGUGCAAUAUAUCAUCUAUUUUAUUGCGAUAGAAAAUUUUCACCUUCAAGCUAGUAGAACUUCACCUCUGUGGAUUUUUAGCAAUUUGGUUGUAGUAGUUGUCGUUACUAUUUAUUUAUUUAUUUAUUUUCA
This is a messenger RNA of Ananas comosus (pineapple), 1150 nucleotides long. RefSeq lists its product as uncharacterized. Bases 338 to 871 code for a protein of 177 amino acids. The record is from RefSeq and is a predicted model, not a curated record. The transcript is spliced from 6 exons. Lineage: Eukaryota; Viridiplantae; Streptophyta; Magnoliopsida; Poales; Bromeliaceae.